Molecule: messenger RNA, 1444 nt
Organism: Beta vulgaris subsp. vulgaris (sugar beet)
Lineage: Eukaryota; Viridiplantae; Streptophyta; Magnoliopsida; Caryophyllales; Amaranthaceae
Product: protein PMR5
Exons: 5
Coding region: 122-1327 (401 amino acids)
Cellular component (GO): Golgi apparatus
Molecular function (GO): O-acetyltransferase activity
Source: RefSeq, a predicted model, not a curated record
AUCACAAAAUUCCCUACCAUCUUUAUUUCCAAAGUAUCUUUAUUAUUCUCUCACUUUUUUUCACCAUCUCAUCUCUAAAAAGACCUCUGCAAAUCCCAUCAAACAAGAAAAGCCUCUUACAAUGGCUUUUCUUCCUUCUUCUUCUCCUUCUUACUCUGUUACAAAGCUCUUUUUGUACACAAUUCUAACACUUUCCUUACAUUAUUUUAGACCAAAUUCAGCAGUUUUGCUAGUAAAAUUAAGACACCAUUUUAGAAAUCACCACAAAUUAAGCCCUGUAAUUCAAACUAAUCAAACAUAUUCAUGUAAUCUUUUUGUAGGAAGUUGGGUUUUUGAUGAUUCUUACCCUAUUUAUCAAGCUUCUCAUUGCCCUUUCAUUGAUCCUGAAUUUAACUGCAAAUUAUAUGGUCGACCUGAUUCUAAUUACCUCAAAUAUCGCUGGAAACCUGCUGCUUGUGAUCUCCCUAGGUUCAAUGGAGUGGAGUUUUUGCAGAGGAUGAGAGAGAGAACAGUGAUGUUUGUAGGAGAUUCACUGGGAAGAAAUCAAUGGGAGUCUUUGAUUUGUAUGAUAUCAUCUUCAUUGCCAAGAUCAUCUCCUACCAAUAUUAUCAAAAGGGACCCACUUACCACCUUCAAGUUUUUGGAAUAUGGGGUGACAAUAUCAUACUAUAAAGCAACAUAUCUAGUGGACAUCGAUAUAGUUGAAGGCAAGCGAAUUUUAAAGCUUGAUGAGAUAUCUGGCAAUGGAAAUGCUUGGCAAGGUGUUGAUGUCCUAAUAUUUAACACCGGUCAUUGGUGGACUCACAAAGGAUCUCUUCAAGGGUGGGACUACAUGGAAUCAGGAGGAAUAUUAUAUAAAGAUAUGGACAGGUUGACAGCCUUAAAUCAGGGCCUAACGACAUGGGCCAGAUGGGUUGACACCAAUGUGGAUAUCACUAGGACCCGGGUUUUCUUUCAGUCCAUUUCUCCAACCCAUUCCAACCCAGCUGAAUGGGGAUCAGUAUCGAUGGCGACGACAAAAAACUGUUACGGAGAGACAACUCCGGUUAGUGGAAUGGUGUACAACACCGAUGGGUAUCCGGCAGAUGAUGCAGAUCAAAUGAGGGUAUUGGAUACUGUGCUCAAAGAAACGAGUGUCCCUGUAUAUCUGCUUGACAUCACAAUGCUAUCAGCCAUGAGAAAAGAUGCACACCCUUCCAUUUACAGCGGUGAUCUCACCGCACAACAAAGGGCCAAUCCUCAAAGAUCUGCUGAUUGUAGCCACUGGUGUCUCCCUGGCUUGCCUGAUACCUGGAAUCAACUAUUUUACACUGCUUUGUUAUACUAAUUUAUACAUUUGAGCAUUUGACAAUCACCCCAGAAAUGGGUGCGAAAUUCAUUGUUUAGCUGUAAUUUGUACAGUAACAAUACAGAAAGAGAAGUAGGCUUGACCAUUUAUAUACAA